AUGGCAAAUGGUAAAAUACCUGAUGAUUCAAUCACGGCGUCGUCUACUCAUUCAAACAAAUACACACCUAGCUAUGCAAGACUGACAAGGGAAGGUUCUAGCUGCUCUUGGACACCUACUGCGGCAGGGCGUAUCGGCUCAUGGCUUCAGGUUGAUCUGGGACAACUUGCCACAGUAACAAAAAUAGCAACCCAGGGAACAUGCUAUAGCCCCAGUGAAUGGACAAAGUCGCACUCGGUUUCAUACAGCACUGAAUCCAAUUCAUGGACACCUUACGAAGAAUCAGGGAAUGUAAAGGUAAAUCAGCGCAUCAAUCUUGUAUUGGGGAUUUUACAAAACGCGGAUUCAGAAAUUAAUAUAAAGGCCCGUUUACACAUGUAAUUUUUGCUGCGAUUUCUAAUGCAAUUUUCCUGUUCGGAUGGAGGUGAGCGAGUAGAUGAGUUACUAAUGUUCUGAGUAUGUGUACCCUCAUUUGGACAUUCAUAACUCAUACACUCGUUCACAAGUAUUAGAAGAGGAGAAUCGUACUAGAAAUCGCAGCAAAAAUUGCAAGUGUAUAAACGUGCCUUAAUUUAAGCGUACAAAAAAUUGUCAGCUUAGGCCUGUUCUAGGAAGCUCAUGGGAGUGGAAUGAAUUAUUGAAACCUAUCAUCUGACUUUUUAAUUUAGGUUUUUCAAGCAAACACCGAUCGAGGUUCCAUCGUUACCCACUCAUUCACACCUCGUAUUCGUGCUCGGUACCUGCGUGUGUUGCCAGAAUCUUGGAGCAAUUAUCCUACAAUGCGACUCGAGUUUUACGGUUGUCGCCACCGGUAG
Molecule: messenger RNA, 815 nt
Organism: Paramuricea clavata
Lineage: Eukaryota; Metazoa; Cnidaria; Anthozoa; Malacalcyonacea; Plexauridae
Source: the annotation of a GenBank genome assembly